GCCGUGUAAAUCCCUCCGCUUCCUGUGUCUCGGCCUCAUUAGCUCGGUGAGGCGGCAGCGGCGGGGCGGCGACUCCUCUCUCGUAUCCUCACACCGCGGAGAUCCUGAAAGAUGCCCUCAGCCACCAGCAGCAAGGCUGUGCCGGGUUCCGGCGAAGCCACAUGUGGGACUGGAAACAUUCAAAGUGAGGCCAUGAAACAGAUCCUGCUAGUUCUGGACAAGAAGCUACGUAACCUAGAAAAGAAGAAGGGUAAGCUGGAUGACUACCAGGAUCGAAUGAACAAAGGGGAGCGGCUGAACCAGGACCAACUGGAUGCGGUGGCAAAACAUCAGGAGGUUGUAACCAACAUGGAGUUUGCUCGAGAACUGCAGAGGAGCUUCAUGGCACUGGGCCAAGAUAUCCAGAAAACCAUCAAGAAGGCAGUUCGACGCGAGCAGCUGAUGCGGGAAGAGGCAGAACAGAAGCGUUUAAAGACUGUUCUCGAGCUGCAGUUUGUCUUGGAUAAGCUCGGUGACGAGGAGGUGCGCAAUGACUUGAAACAAGGUUUAAAUGGGGUUCCAGUGAUGUCUGAAGAAGAGCUGUCUGUAUUAGAUGAGUUCUACAAACUGGUGGAGCCUGACCGUGACCCAACAGUAAGGUUGUGUGAGCAGUAUGACCAGGCUUCCAUCCACCUCUGGGAUGUGCUAGAAGGCAAAGACAAGGCUGUGUGUGGAACCACAUAUAAGGCCGUGCAGGAAAUACUGGAUCGCAUUCUUCACAGUGGAUAUUUUGAUAGUGCCCAGAACCACCAGAAUGGGCUGUGUGAGGAGGAGGAACCGCCUGCAGCACCGCCUGCGGAAGAACAGACACCUGAGCUAGAACCUGAAGUGGUGGAAGAAUAUGCUGAGCCCAGUGAGGUGGAAUCCACAGAGUUCGUGAACCGACAGUUCAUGUCAGAAAACCAGUUCAGCAGCGAGAAGGAACAAGUAGACGAGUGGACAGUAGAAACCGUGGAAGUUGUAAACUCACUCCAGCAACAGCAAGCAGCAUCCCCUCCAAUUCCCGAGCCCCUCGCACUAAACGCUAUUCCACAAAUCCAGCCUGAUCCUAUUGUCCGGAGGCAGAGGGUACAGGAUCUGAUGGCCCAAAUGCAAGGUCCAUACAAUUUCAUGCAGGACUCCAUGUUGGACUUUGAAAACCAACCAAUCGACCCAGCCAUUGUAUCGGCACAGCCCAUGAACCCAGCUCAAAGCAUGGAGCUGCCGCAGAUGGUUUGCCCGCCUGUUCAUUCUGAAACACGACUAUCUCAGCCCAGCCAAGUUCCAGACAGCACACAGGUUGGCCUGGUAUCUUCCACUAGUGAAGGCUAUACUGGCUCCCAGAUGUACCAGCCUUCUCACCCCACAGAACAGAGAUCCCCAAAAGAUCCCAUGGAGCAAAUUCAGGCCUCUCUGUCGUUAAGUCCAGAUCCAACGCAGACUUCCUCCUCGCUUCCUGCUGCUUCCCAACCUCAGGUGUUCCAGACUGGGUCCAACAAGCCGCUGCACAGCAGUGGUAUCAAUGUGAAUGCUGCCCCAUUCCAGUCUAUGCAGACAGUGUUUAAUAUGAAUGCACCGGUCCCUCCUGUAAAUGAGGCGGAAACGCUCAAACAGAACCAGUACCAGACCACUUACAGUCCAUCGUUCCCCGGCCAACCUCAUCAGGUGGAACAGUCUGACCUUCAACAAGAGCAGCUACAAUCAGUGGUAAACACUUACCAUCCAGUAUCGGACCAGUCUCACCAACCUACACAGCAGAAUGCUGGCUUUCCCCGGAACAACCAACCCUUCUACAACAACCGAGGACUGGCCAGAGGGGGGCAGCGUGGCAGCAGGGGCUUGAUCAACGGCUACAGAGGACCAUCUAAUGGCUUUAGAGGCAAUUAUGAUGGCUACCGACCUGCCUUCUCAAACACUCCAAACAGCGGUUAUUCACAGCCACCGUUCAACGCUCCCCGGGAUUAUACCAACAACUACCAGCGGGAUGGCUACCAACAAAAUUUUAAGCGUGGCACCGGUCAGGGAGGUCCUCGCGGCGCUCCUCGAGGUCGUGGAGGGCCCCCAAGAGCUAGCCAAGGGAUGCCACAAUUGAACAGUCAAGAAGUCCACUAACCUGCUGGACGGAAGCCACCAGCUGGUGUCUGUUACAUGAAGCUCAUUUUAUUUUCGUAUUCCCCUUUCCUGGAAAUCUUACUGUAAGGACUUAUUGUUGCCUGGUUUAAGAUGAAACUGGAUCUACACAACACUCUAGAACAUGUUCAUUGGAUAGUUGAGUGAGGAGCCAGUUGCAGCUUCAUGUGCUCCCGAUGUUUUGUAGGACUUGAUUAUUUUCUCUGGUUAAACACGGCUGUGAGGUGGGGGGUCAGGAGAAACCCUUUCACCCUAGGCCAUUAAAUGAUUAAUUCAGUGGAGAAGAGGUCCAUUACUCAAGCCAUCAGUCAUAGAUUAUGAUAUGGCUGUCACGGUCUUGCCCAGCUGUAGGUGGUGCAGUCAUAUCUUGCUCCACCUGUCCUAUGAGGUCUAGGUAUCCUUCACCCCCCCCCCCCCCCAUUAUCCCCCCGCUUCCACUUCUUUUCAAUAUUUCCAUUGCCCAGUUAGAGAAUUUAGGCAGUUUGGUAUCAUUUGAAGGCUGGCUCAAGUUGUAUCUACAUUCUGACAGAGUGCAAGCUCCACACAUUAGUAAUUCCAUGUUGGAUAUAAGGUUUUUUUUGCAAAUUUCCUGCUCCAGGACUCUUGGUUGCAGCGCCUCCUCCAGGGUACUACUUGCUUGACCUGCCCUUGUGGUUCGACCUUCCUCGGUGAAGGAGACUUGUAGUCUGGCAACUAACGGAUCAAUCGUUAGAAAAGAAGGCCAAUAAAAACAUGUUUAUAAGAA
Pseudophryne corroboree (corroboree frog) is the source of this 2893-nucleotide messenger RNA. RefSeq names its product cell cycle associated protein 1 (gene CAPRIN1). Gene Ontology annotation, cellular component: cytoplasm. The transcript has 19 exons. Lineage: Eukaryota; Metazoa; Chordata; Amphibia; Anura; Myobatrachidae. Gene Ontology annotation, molecular function: RNA binding. The record is from RefSeq and is a predicted model, not a curated record. The coding region runs from base 112 to 2130 and encodes 672 amino acids.